CCAGCAGCCCCUGUUGCUAUGCUGCGGCUCUCGCGGCUUCUACGUGUCCAGAAAUGCCCAUACGCUGUCCUUGGUGUCUCAGAAACAGCCACCACUGCAGAGAUCAAACGUGCUUUCCAGGACCGGGCCAAGAUCACCCAUCCGGAUGUUGCCAAGGGCAAGGACAGUCACUUCCGAGAAAUGGUGGAGGCCUACCGGAUCCUGCGAGAUCCCAAGAAACGCGGCGAGCAUGACAGACAAGCAAGUCGUGCGCGUUUCGGGGCAGACACGACUGACACAUGGCCACGUGGUGAAGGUGAGGGUUUGUCAGAGGCAGCCCGCGCGAAACUUUACAAUUACCCUAUGGGUGGAAGAAGUUCUCGCGAUCGCAGACCACCACCAGGCUUUGAAGGACCACAAGUAGUACCAACUGCAUGGGCCGGGGAUCGCAUUCCUUUGUACAUUUUAGCCUUCUUUGGCACCUUCUACGCCUACAAGUACUACCUGGCCAAUGAUCCGACGAAAAUGAAAGACAUGGAUCCAUAUCCCACUCGCCUACCGGCGAAGGAGCUUGCAAGAGAAGCCAAGGCCAAGGCCGCGGCCCUGAUCCCUGCGCCAGAUGCCGAGUUAGGAACUUCACGGGCGGCGGCAUAUGACAAGGCUGCAGCCGUUGCAGAUGACACAGACAAAAGGGUUUGGGCCUACUACAACCCCUUCCUCACGGUAUGGCAUCGGAUCCCAGAUGGCUUCGAGCCGCCGGCCUCCAUGGACCUCACGGCGUGGCACAAGAAGCGCACGGAUCCCUCGGAGUGGAGCCGGCUCUUUGCAGAAGGGAAGCUGGCAGAGAUCAUUCCCAGAGGUGGCUUGAAGGUCCGCCUCAUCCCAGCCUGGGAUACUCAUGAGCCAGUCCUACUGAAGGACCCACUGACACAAAAGACGGUUCAAGUGACUCAAAAGUUGCUGAAGGCCCGUGCGACGUCCACGAAGCCACAGAGCUGUGAGAUUCGCUUCUGACAUCGCCCCUCAAGACCAUUGAUAGCAGCCCUGAUUUCUGCGCGAACUGCAUCUCUCUUG
This is a messenger RNA of Cladocopium goreaui, 1053 nucleotides long. The record is from the annotation of a GenBank genome assembly. Lineage: Eukaryota; Dinophyceae; Suessiales; Symbiodiniaceae.